AUGGUACAAGCUUCAUCGUCAAAUAAGAACUUAUGGGUAGCAGCCAGUGAUGGUGAUUAUGAGCGAGUCCAAUAUCUCAUUGAGAGUGAGGGCAUGUCACCUAAUGAUAAAGACUCGAAUUCAUAUACUCCGAUGCACGCAGCUUCUUCAUACGCUCAUUUAGACCUUCUUUCAUACUUGUUAUCUAAAGGCGGUGAUAUAAACAUAACAGAUGAUGAUGGUGAAACACCUUUAUUCGUGGUGGAGACUAUCGACGCAGCGAGAUUUCUGGUUGAACAUGGUGUGGAUGUAGCUUGGAAGAAUGAAGAUGGGUUGAAUGCAGCCGAUCAAUUAGAGGAAGAUCAUCCUGAAAUAUCCUCAUACCUAUAUUCUUUACUUCCUUCUUCUGAACGACCUCCUUCAGCCGAUGGUCAACUACGACUGGGUCAAGGCGAAGGAGACAAUCCAAUAAACAAUAACGAAGGCGAAGGCGAGAACGAGAACGGGACGAUGGGAGAUUCAGCGAUAUCACAAUUAGCUUUAGAGAACUUCACUUCAACACAAUCUGAUGCUUUGAUGAUUGAAGCUCAGAAGAUUAUGGAACAAUGUGCGAUUACAGGUGAAGAUCCAGAUGAAAAAUUAAGACAAGUAGUUGAGAAAGCUAUUAAAGAUGGUCUAUCUUUCGCUCAAGCUUCUGGUGCAGGUGGGACUGUUUCCAAUGGUCAAGCAGAUGGAGUGAUAAAUGACGAAGGAAAUAAAAGAAUUAGAGAGGAAUAA
Molecule: messenger RNA, 756 nt
Organism: Kwoniella shivajii
Lineage: Eukaryota; Fungi; Basidiomycota; Tremellomycetes; Tremellales; Cryptococcaceae
Exons: 4
Coding region: 1-756 (251 amino acids)
Molecular function (GO): protein binding
Source: RefSeq, a predicted model, not a curated record